UGAUAAAAUAGUAUUUUUCACCGUAUAAUAUUUAAGUAAAUAUAUUUUGGACAUUUUAGGAAAAUAAGAGGGAAAAUGAAAGAGGACAGUUUUGAAGAAAGACAAGAAAAAGAAACCUCCGUUUAGAAAAGUUCCAUGUUGAGCGUCAUUUCCGUGUGAGAUCACCGUGUUCGCUCCUUGCUCUGUGUGAGUCUGUAGAUGUGAAAGAUUUGAAAGUUUGAUAAAGAGGAGAGCGCGGCUCUUUUCUCCUUUUCUUUGGGACGUGAACAAAGAUGCGCGCACCAGAGGGCUCUCAGUGCACAAGCCUUUGGAGUUCUCACUCUGAGCACGUUUCUGGUGUGACAAGGGAAAGAAACGAGACGAAAGAAUGCAGAGCCGGAGUGAAUCAUCUUGACAGUUGACGAUCUACGGUGGUAGGCGCAGAACAUCCUGCUUCCUGUCUGCUGCCAUGGCAACACAUCACAACAACAGCCAGAGCCGAGAGGCUGCAGGAAGAAAACCUGAAGCUGGAGAUUGUUUUCUGGUUUGUUAAGUUUUCUUAUCCAUUCAGAAAGAAUGAGUCAGCGACAGAUCAUUCAAGCAUUCGAGCAGUAUCAGAAAUCAAGGUUGCAGUUUGUGCAAACUGUUGCUGAUUUGGCAUCCAGACCCCAAAAUAUAGAAGUCCUUCACAAUGCAGGUGUGAUGUCCAUGCUGCGUCCGCUGAUGUUGGACGUGGUCCCCAGCAUCCAGCAGACAGCAGCUUUAGCUCUGGGCCGUCUGGCUGACCACAGCGAUGAGCUGGCAGAGGCCGUGGUGAGGGAAGACAUCCUUCCACAGCUGGUCCACUCUUUGGGCUCACAGAACCUUGUGUGUUUGCUUGUACAGCGCUUCUACAAAAAGGCUGCAGCGUUUGUGCUUCGUGCGGUGUCCAAACACUCUCCAGCCCUGGCCCAGGCUGUGGUGUCCUGCGGCGGAGUGGAUGCUCUGGUCCUCUGUCUGGAGGAGUUCGACCCCGGGGUGAAGGAGGCCGCAGCCUGGGCUCUGGGCUUCAUCGCACGGCACGACGCACUGUUAGCACAGUCCGUCGUGGACGCGGGCGCGGUCCCGCUGCUGCUCAUGUGUCUGCGGGAGCCUGAAAUUGCCCUCAAACGCAUCGCCUCCUCCACCAUUAGCGACAUCUGCAAACACGCGCCCGAACUGGCGCAGACGGUGGUGGACACUGGAGGAGUCGCUCACAUGGCGCAGAUGAUCCUCAACCCUGACACAAAACUCAAGAGGCAGGUCUUCUCAGCUCUAAGUCAGAUCAGCAAACACUCAGUGAGUCUGGCAGAGAUGGUGAUCGAAGCCGAGAUCUUUCCUGCUGCGGUGGCCUGUCUGAAAGAUCCAGAUGACUACGUCAGGAAGAAUGUCACCACUCUGAUGAGGGAGGUGGUCAAACACACACCGGAGCUGUCUCUACUGAUAGUAAACUGUGGUGGCAUGGCAGCAGUAAUAGAUUAUCUGGGCGAGUGCCAGGGCAGCCUGCGUCUGCCAGGGAUCAUGAUGCUGGGAUAUGUGGCAGCUCACAGUGAGAGUCUGGCCAUGGCUGUCAUCAUCUCCAGGGGGGUGCCCCAGUUGGCCCUCUGUCUCUCUGAGGAGCCUGAACAUCACUUGAAGGCGGCCGCUGUCUGGUCGAUCGGUCAGAUUGGACAUCACACACCUGAACACGCCAAGGCCGUGGCCACUGCUGGUCUGCUUCCCAGACUGCUGCAGCUCUACAUGGACGCCAGCAGCUCAGAGGAUCUGCAGGUCAAAAGUAAAAAAGCUCUGAAGGGUAUCCUACAGAAAUGCACUGACCUGCCAACUUUGCAGCCACUCCUCUACGACGCUCCCAGUAACAUCCUCAAACACGUGGUGUGCCAGUUUAGCAAAGUGCUGCCCCAUGACAGUAAGGCUCGGCGUUCCUUCGUGACCAGUGGAGGUCUGGCCAAGGUGCAGGAGAUCAAAGCCGAGCCUGGCUCUCGUCUGCAGGAGUACAUCAACACCAUCAACAGCUGUUUCCCAGAGGAGAUAGUCAGGUACUACUCCCCUGGUUACUCAGAGGUGUUAUUGGAGAGACUGGAGAAAUUUGAGCCUGACACCUUCAAGUCUUAAUGAAACUUACGGACCUCAGAGAAGACAAUAAACACAACACUAAUAUUUUUGCUAGG
This is a messenger RNA of Cynoglossus semilaevis (tongue sole), 2168 nucleotides long. RefSeq names its product sperm associated antigen 6 (gene spag6). The record is from RefSeq and is a predicted model, not a curated record. The coding region runs from base 556 to 2112 and encodes 518 amino acids. Gene Ontology annotation, cellular component: microtubule cytoskeleton; axoneme; acrosomal vesicle. The transcript has 11 exons. NCBI's taxonomy places the organism in Eukaryota, Metazoa, Chordata, Actinopteri, Pleuronectiformes, Cynoglossidae. Gene Ontology annotation, molecular function: microtubule binding. Gene Ontology annotation, biological process: epithelial cilium movement involved in extracellular fluid movement; neuron projection extension; filopodium assembly.